Molecule: messenger RNA, 380 nt
Organism: Micropterus salmoides (largemouth bass)
Lineage: Eukaryota; Metazoa; Chordata; Actinopteri; Centrarchiformes; Centrarchidae
Gene: commd8
Product: COMM domain containing 8
Source: RefSeq, a predicted model, not a curated record
GACCAGAAGGUGGGUCUAAAUGAAACAUGGUGGUUUUACUGAGCAGGUUAUCUGUCACAGACUGUCUGAAACUGUGUCACAGGGUGGUGGAUAGACUGUGUGGACGGGAGUCUCCUCGCAGGGGGGAUUACAGCGCCACCUGGAGCCUGGAGGAGUGGCUGGAGCUGCUUAACUCCCUGACAGCCCUGUUCCAGCUGGCGGUGGGGAACAACAGCUCUGAUGAAGAGGUGCUGGCUGGGCUGUCAGGUGUGGGACGCAGCCAUGCAGAGGCUGCGCUGAGUGUGCUGAGAGCCAGACAGGAGGAGAUCCGCUGCGCUUUGUUGGACAGAACCCACUCCAUCUCCUCUGCUACUCUGCAGGAUGUUGACUGGCAGCUUAAG